Molecule: messenger RNA, 1763 nt
Organism: Rubroshorea leprosula
Lineage: Eukaryota; Viridiplantae; Streptophyta; Magnoliopsida; Malvales; Dipterocarpaceae
Source: the annotation of a GenBank genome assembly
AGCUUUGGGUUAUUAUCAUUUUGUAUGUAUUGCCAUUUGAUAUGGUGCUUUAGCUUAUUUGCUAUUUGUUAUUUCAUGACAGAUUGGAGACUUUGAGAUGCAUCUGAAUUCUGAAACGGAAUAUUGGGGCAACAAAAGCACCUUCGUCCAAUAUUCCCCCACAACAGCACCACCUAUUCCAACUAAACCUAUGAAUGAGUCAGCUCCUGUAACAGCUACUGUUGCCCCAUCACCUCCCCCACCACCAAAAUCCUCUCCAGAAAAAACCACUCCAUUUACAAAUGUCUCCUUUGGGAAGUCAUCAAAGUUAGUAAUUACGUCCUAGUAUCUUCUCCAGUGUCAACUACAGGAUUAGUUAAUAGGUGAUUGAUCCAAGAUUUCAAGUUCAAGCCUCUCUUUUUCAGCAAGUUCUUUUUUCAACAAGUAGGAGCUGGAUGCUUUGAUAUUAACGCUACCUUUCAUGCAAGUGGUGAAGCUUCUAGAAUGUUCAAGAGCAAAAAGGAAAUUUUCCGAAGAAGAUUGGGAAGGAAGAUGAGAGAAAGGACUCAAUUGAAGAAAUGAAAAGUUGGAGGGGUGAAAUGCAAAAUCCAGCCCAAAACCCAUCAAACCCCAAACCAAAACCCAAACUCAAACCCAAUUGCCCAAAACCCACCAAAAUCCAAAGCCUACCAACUACCUAAGCCCAAAAUCCCAAAACCCACAAUUACUCAAACCCAAACCUAUUUAACCUAAACAAAAAAAAAAAGGAAGAUCUGGAACCUUCUCCCUCCCCCAUCAAUCUUUCCUCUCCUCUGCACGAACCAACGCCCCCUGCUCAGCACCCCUAGCUCCUACGCCCCUAGCUCAUGCGCCCAGCCUUGCUCUGCACCGGCCCUGCAUCCCUGGCCUCUGCGCGCCUGCACUCUGCGCCCAAUCCCUGCCCUGCACCAGCCCUGCACCUACGCCCCUGCUCCCUGCUCUGCGCCCAGAUCGUUCGCACUCUGCCCCAGCCUGCACUCUGCUGCGCUCGGCCUUGCUUCCUGCACCAGCUUUGCUCUGCACCAGCUCCUGCGCUCUGCACCAGAUCGCCCGCACUCUGCUUGCCCUGCUGCGCCCCACUGCUGGCAAUGAUGCCCCUGCACGCCCGAGCCAUCAUCAGCACUCCACGCCCCUGCCUCCCUGCACACCGCGCCUCACCCCCAAUCCCGCGCCUCUGCACCGCUGAUUACUGCAGCCCCCAUCCUUGCCUCACAUGCAGAAAAGACAAGGAGUACCGGACAAAUUGGCAUCAUUGAUUGACAGAGCAAGGCCCUUGUCUUUGGUUGCAUUUUAUUUUUAUUUUUAUCAUUUGGGGUAUAUAUAUAGGGCAAAAGCAGAGUAAUAGGGGGUGGGUUUUGUUGGUUUUGUUGGUUGAUUUUGGGUCUCUUUGUUGGGGAGUUUCGUCUGAGUUUUUGAGAGCAAUAGAAGGGGAUUUACUGGAGAAGAAAGGGGGCAACAACUGUGGUUGAGAGGAAGGAUCACUGAGCUUCCAGAGGAGCUUCAUUUUCUGGUUUCAUUUUCUGGGUUUCAUUGGCUUAGGUAAUUUCUGAACAGAGGAAUUUUUGGGAGAGCCGUGAGGGAGAAGAAGGGAGCUUGAUCCCGUGGGUGGGAUCCCUCCCUUCGGAUCUCAAUCUGCUUUUUUCCAGAAAUUUCGCCUUGUUUGAUUCUGAUUGUCAUAGAGUUUUGCUUUAUUAAAACUGUACUAGAUGAUGAUACUGCAAAUGAAAUCAAGCAUGUUUGUUGAA